Messenger RNA from Columba livia (rock pigeon), 8817 nucleotides. RefSeq names its product solute carrier family 35 member F5 (gene SLC35F5). The transcript is spliced from 17 exons. Lineage: Eukaryota; Metazoa; Chordata; Aves; Columbiformes; Columbidae. Gene Ontology annotation, cellular component: membrane. The record is from RefSeq and is a predicted model, not a curated record. Bases 755 to 2191 code for a protein of 478 amino acids.
CGGAUCCUCAUUCUUCUUUCUCUGUGAUCCCCAGGGCUUGAGCCGUAUUUAUUUCUCCUCGGGCAUCCCCUUUUUCUGAGUGUGUCAAGGAGAUUUACCCAUUUCCUGCUACUCCUCCCCAAAGAUCUCUGUCGGCAGGAAGGAAGGAGGGAGGAGACCCCGUUCCCUCUGAAAGCUCGGUUCUGACUGCGGUCAUUUUGCCGUUUCCAGCAUGCCUGGAAGGCUCGGCUUUCAGAGGCAGGACUGACGUGCCCUUCUGAAGCUGCUGUGCUUGUUCUUAUCUGCGCCUGUUUAUCAUGUGACAAAGCGUGAUAUGUUUAGAUCUCGCACCAGACAAGAUUAGAUGGGUAGCGUGUGAAAUGGGUGUCACUUGUAAUUCUUGGCUAAUACUAAAUGUGUAGCCACUGAUGGCAAAGAUUUUUUUAUCUAGUGUUACUGGAAGACGGUGAGAAGGAGGGCAGUGUCAAUUUUCACUCUGCUAACCCGAAACUAACUCGAUGUGGUCAUAGAUGUUCAUGUCCAGCUGGGUCGUAGUGGUGCUGGUGUGCUGUAUGAACGAACCUCGGAAGUAUGUGGUUAGAUACUCUGGUAGCUGAAGGUCUUCAUGUAACUGGCUGAAAAAUGGUUCUCCAAGAUGACAGCAGCAACUCUAACACUGUUAAAAUGGAGACUACCUUCACUUUGACGUGAUGUGUGAAGUUCGUUAGUCAUCAUUUUUUGCUUGUUUUUUGACAGUUAUUGUAGAAGGUUACAAAUGGUGUGGGUGUUUAUCAUGAACCGAAUGAGCUCCCAGAGCAGUUCAUCCACUCAGCGUAGGCGAAUGGCUCUAGGAAUUGUCAUUCUUCUCCUCGUUGAUGUGAUAUGGGUUGCCUCUUCAGAACUCACUUCUUAUGUUUUUACAAAGUACAACAAACCUUUUUUCAGUACAUUUGCAAAAACGUCCAUGUUUGUUCUAUACCUCUUGGGAUUUAUUGUUUGGAAACCAUGGAGACAACAAUGUACUCGUGGGUUUCGUGGAAGGCAUGCAGCUUUUUUUGCAGAUGCUGAAGGUUAUUUUGCUGCUUGUACAACAGAUAACACUGUAAACAGUUCUCUGAGUGAACCUUUAUAUGUUCCUGUAAAGUUUCAUGAUUUGCCAGCUGAAAAAAAUGGCAGUAAUAAUAGUGAUGCAGAAAAAACUCCCAAAAAGCCUCGUGUAAGGUUCAGUAAUAUUAUGGAGAUUCGCCAGCUCCCGUCGAGCCAUGCAUUGGAAGCAAAGUUAUCUCGCAUGUCAUAUCCAACAGUUAAGGAGCAAGAAUCAAUAUUAAAAACUGUAGGAAAACUCACUGCAACUCAAGUAGCAAAAAUUAGCUUUUUCUUUUGCUUUGUGUGGUUCUUGGCAAAUUUUUCUUACCAAGAAGCUCUGUCAGAUACCCAAGUUGCUAUAGUUAAUAUCUUGUCUUCAACCUCUGGGCUUUUUACUUUAAUCUUAGCUGCAGUCUUUCCCAGUAACAGUGGAGACAGGUUUACCCUGUCCAAAUUAUUAGCUGUUAUUUUGAGCAUUGGUGGCGUGGUACUUGUUAACCUUUCUGGAUCUGAGAAAUCUGCUGGAAAAGAUACAAUAGGUUCCCUUUGGUCUCUUGUAGGAGCAAUGCUGUAUGCUGUGUACAUAGUAAUGAUAAAAAGGAAAGUAGAUAGAGAAGAUAAACUUGACAUACCAAUGUUCUUUGGUUUUGUAGGGCUGUUUAAUCUGUUGCUGCUGUGGCCAGGAUUUUUCCUGCUUCACUAUACUGGGUUUGAAGCAUUUGAGUUUCCCAAUAAACUGAUAUGGAUGUGCAUUGUCAUAAAUGGCCUUAUUGGAACAGUUCUGUCAGAGUUCCUCUGGCUGUGGGGAUGCUUUCUUACCUCAUCACUGAUAGGCACACUUGCGCUAAGCCUUACGAUACCUCUGUCCAUAAUAGCUGACAUGUGCAUGCAGAAGGUGCAGUUUUCCUGGUUAUUUUUUGCAGGCGCAGUACCUGUAUUUUUUUCUUUUUUCAUUGCAACUCUCUUAUGUCACUAUAACAACUGGGAUCCAGUCAUGGUGGGAAUCAGAAGAAUUUUUGCUUUUAUUUGUAGAAAACAUCGAAUUCAAAGAAUGCCAGAAGAAAGUGAGCAGUGUGAAAGUCUCAUUCCUAUGCAUAGUGUUUCACAAGAUGGAGAGAGUUCAUAGACAAAAGUUUGAAAAUGGAGUGAUGCCCAGCGAAGAGACAAUCUUCUGGAAAAGUCCCUAAGGAAUCAUGUUUCAGUGCCUAUUCUGAAUUUGUAGUAAAAAUGAGAAGUUUCAGUUCUUUUGAAACUCUAAACUUUUCCUCUUUCUUGCUUUCAUCUGGUUUUAUAAGUGAACGAAUUUACUACAUGCCUGUCACCAUAGGGAGUCUUAGUCCAUCUGAGCAACCAACCUGCCUUAUAACACUGAGCUGGUGAAGUUACCUGACAAAAUCAAGAAAACAAUGAUGUUAGGUGAUUUCUUUCUUUUUUAACUCACAAUUUUGUUAAAUGCUGGACAAUAUUGUUUUUAAGAAAUACUUUCAAAUGAGUUAUGUAAAUAAGUUUGCAGGUCAUCAACUCUUACAGGCUUUCAGAUGAAAAGCUAAAUAGAUAUUUUACCUGUAGUAGGUACAAAUUAACUUUUUUAUGUUGUACAAACUAUUUGCAUAUUAAUAGAAGAAACCAGAAAAAUAAUUUAUUAAGUGCAUUCUUGUAAUUAUUGAGGCAGGAUCUUUGUAUGGUCCUGGAACACUAAGUAUAUAUUGUCUUAUGCCAUUUUGAGAAGCCUUGUAACGGCAGCGGGUGCCGAUGUUUAAAAAUCUUUUGUUACCUAACAAUUCAGAAUGUUUAAAAUUGUAGUGAAUGGUCUAUUUCUAAUUACAGUACAUUUGGGGAUGCGUUCUCAAAAUCAAUGUUUGUUUUAAGCAGUGUGAUUCUAUAACCCAUUCUUAUUGUCAGUUGUCUCACAUGGAAAACUGAAUUUGAACAUUUUCACAUGUAUAGCUGCCAAGUUAUGAAAGAGAUCAAAGUAAUUGUGAAAGUUUUCAGUCAGAGGAUUGGCAAAUUUGAACAUUCUCUUUAUAACAUUUAUCUUCCUUCCACUAUAGCACUUCUCUCCUAUUUGAUUCUGAAAUGGAAUAUUUGAAAUUAGUCGGUGCCAUUUUCAGGUUUGUGGCCUAUAAGACAUUUACAUUAAAGUUAAUUUUGGCUUUGGAUGGAUUUUAUUUUUUAUAAUGAACGUAGGAUGGAUUUUCAACCACCAGUAUUCUCUUCCACAUAACAGUUAGUAAUAAUGUAGGGUACUUCUACUGUCCUCCCGUACAAAUACAGGGUGGCAUAGCAGAAAUGCCUUUUUGUGUUUUGACACUCAGUAAUGAUCCUUUUAAAAGAGACUUUGGUGGUUUGGUGAUACAACUACUAGAAGAAGGAACGCAGGAGAGCAGUGUGCUUUGCUGUACAUUUCCAAGGACUGAUUAGCCAGCAGCUUGAAUAUAAUGUAAAAAUAUGUAAGUAGAGAAGGAAGAAGAAAUUAACCUGGGGGCUAUUCUGGUCAAAUAUUGCACCUUCAUAAAUUUUCCUUUCCAGUUUUUAGUAUUGGAUUAUACUACAAGUUCCAGUGAUCUGAGGUAUCUCUUUAAGAUGACAUAGUAAGUCCUUUGGACACAUGAAGUAGGAAUUAAAAAAAUAAAACCACAACAAAACCACAAAUCCAAAACAAACAAAAAAGUUCAUUAAAUUUAUGUAGGUGCUUUGAGAAACUUUACCUUUUAAUUCUCCAGCCCCACAAGUAGAAAGGUUGAAAAUGCAAUAAGUAUAAUUAAUUUUACAUUUGACUUCAGUAGAGUUUUCAGGGAUUUUGGGGUUUCCUUGGUCAUUUGGGGGUUUUUAAGGAUUAUCUUUCCUUUGAAAUUAUGAUAAAUCAGUGGAUGUUAGAUUCAACACUUUCCCAAGAAGUAAUGUUAAGGCCUGCUCGCAAUAAAAAGCUAAUAUCUGUUUUCAAUUAAUGGUAUGUUUCAAUGAGAUCAUACAGGAUAUAUAAUACCAGGCAUUAACUACAAAUUUGAGUCAGUAGGGACUUGUGGCAUCAGCAAACUAAGCCUGGGAAAACUGAGUUUGCUUUUGGAUGGGGAAUUACAGUAUUUUCAGCAAAACAUUCUAAUACUGUCUUUUGAAAUGGAGCUGUAACGUAUAAUGGGCAAUCGUUCUUCAUAUUUGUCCUUACAUUCAUACAUCAAAGUGAAAGAUCAUCAUAGUCUCCCAUAUAUAUGAAUUCUGUGAACUAGUAUCAUUCAUUAGUUCGAGACGUUAAGAAAAUAAAUACGAAGAGAAUAUUCUUCAGUCUCUGACCUCAGGAGUGUUGAGGAAUGUUCAGUAAACUCAUAGUUAGGGCCUUCCCACUGUUUAUUUUGGUUUAGUUUUUGUUUUUUUAAUAUGUUACUUUUUUUUAAAGAUAUUAAAUAUUUUAAUCACGUGGCACUAAGUAGCUUGAGCAGUCUUUUUGCAUUAAGCUACAGUUCUUUAAAGAGUAAGAAACAAAGCAAACUGUCCUUCCUGAAAGGAUUUUUAAACAGCGGUACCCCUGUAGUUACAAGAAACGUGUUACAGUUUUAAUUACAGAAGCUAUGACAUGUAACGUUGUUCUGCAUUUAAUAGAAUGUGAUGUUUUUUCUAUAAAAUCUUGUGAUUUUUAGUACAAUACUAUUUUAUAAAUAGAAUGUCUAAUUUGAAAUGUAAAUGGCAUAGCUCUCUAAUGGGUGCUUGGUAAAUGCACGGGAGAUUUAGCUUUGAUUCUCAGGUACCUCUGACGUAAUGGAGACAUGCUGGGUUUUUCUUCCUCGUGACACAACUGGAAUGUGAAGGAGCUCUCUCAUAAAUGCUUUACCUCUGUGUGCUGGCAUAAAUUGUCAUUGCUUUUCCGCUUUCGAUGUGGGAAUGUCUUUAUUCUGACUUAUUUCUCAUAGGAAGCACAUACAUUUUAGAAAAAUAAUGAAUAAUGAAUUUUUGUCCCAAGCAUUUCUUUGAAUGUCAUUAGAUGCUUAAGGAACAGUGAUUUCCCAUGCCUACAAAAUGGAAAAUGAAUACUACAUGUGUUGCUCUAUCAAACAGUUGAACUAAUUCAUGUUGGUUGUGAGACAACCAACAAUUUAUUCCCUGUAUGUGAUCGAGGUUUUGGAGCUGUUUGGGUUUUAUAUAUGAAGGAAAUUACGAUAAUUUGCCAAAUGCCACGUAACAAGCCUUUGCUUUUAGGGCUUUGGUGAGUCUUGCAUAGUUGUUUGUACUGUGUACUGCACUCUCCAACAAAGGGAGAAAAAGGUUUGGUCUUUUUCUGGCCACUUUCUGUUAGUUUUCAGUCAUGCUGAAAAUGCGUUCACUUCGAGGGGCUCCUGUAGAUGCAAUACUCAUUCAGCAAAGGACUGAAAUACAGGCGACAUCAGUACUCAACAGUUACUUAGAAAGUAGGUGGCACGUGAACGCCGCUGCCGGAGCUGAAGGCUCGAUGUGUGUUGCCCAGUGUGCCCACGUGCCCAGCAGCUGGUGGAGCCCCGUGCGAGGGCUGGGGCUGUGCUGUGGGACAUGGGGCUCGUCAUGGGCUUGGGCUGGACUGGGCUGCCACUGGAACUCGAAAGCAGGGAGGCCACGGCAUGGCCUGGUUAUUUGUCUCACUGGGGUGUUGCAAAUGCUGAAGUAUUUUGUGGAAAUACGGUGUUAAGGAGGUGUUUUCUUCAAGUGACAAACCUGUGGUGCUGCGUGUGAUACUUGACCCGGUAUGCUGGUAUAUGCAUUGCAUACCUCCUUGUAAUGUACUAGCAAAGCCAGGAGAGCCUGCAAAAUUACUUUUCUCGGUGUGUACUGUUGUAAUUGUCAUCUCUUUCACAAUGCUCAUUGUGCCUAGGUACUGCUAUUGACGACUAUGAUGGCUCUAAAUAAGGUGGUAAAAGGAUUUCUUUGUAAUUCUUGGUUCCAUCUGUCUUUGUGUUGAAUGUUGUUAUUCCUAUUUCCCUACUGAAAGAUCCUCCUAUUUUAGGGAGAUUAAGUUACUGUGCUAAACUAAGCUCUCAGAUGAGGGAGAAACCAGUUAAAUUUUAGACGUAGGGUGAGUUUAUGGAUACGCCUUGAAAUCUGGUAUGGAAAUAGGCCUCGGUAAGGCAGAGCGCUUGUAUGUUUGAAAAUGCAGUUAAGAAGUGGCAUACUCAAAAAUCAAGAAACACAAACUGAUGCUAAUAUCACAAUGUUAAGUUUUAUGGCUAGCUGUAGGAUGGUACUUUUAAUCAGUUUGCUUUAUUUGGGACAAGUUUUGAGUUACUUAGCAUUUCUGUUAUGGCUGUUGUGUAGCAUCUGAAGUUUUAACAGUUAUAAUUGCAGUAGCACUUAAGGGUUGGUUCAGAUACAUUAGUUAAGCGUGGGGUUUUUCUUCCUUCUGUCUAAUCCAGGAUUGCAUUAAUGCUGCAUUUUGUUUUACAUGGUUAUUGCAGGGUGUGAUUUCUCAGGGAAAUAUGGAUAAUACCAUGUGUUGUGAGAGCUGAUAACUAAUGCCUGCUUUUAAAAUCCUUACAAACGUUUUCAAGUUUCACUCACACAUUUCAUGUCAUGUAACUUUUAUGCUGAAGUUCCUUAGGCUUAUCAGGUAAAUCAUGAUGAGAAUGUUAAGAGCAUUUAAAGGUGUAAAUAAAAUACACUCUGCCCAGCACUUCAUUACUCUUUGGACAAACAUCCAUUCUGAACUGAUGCUGCAGUUUGUGUGUGGCUUUCUGCUUCAUUGUACUGUGUGCCAUACGAGUUAAUAGUUAACACUGCUGAUUUUGAAGCUGCACUUACAGCAUGACAGUGACAUUAACAAAAAACCACGCUUAUCGAGUUGAGGGGAAUUAACCAUUUAGCAUAGAACUAAUUUUAUAAUAUGCAAAUUACUGUGUUUUCAUUAGAGGAAUCCUUCAAUGUAUUACCGAUGUUGCCAGCCCACAAGUCCUUUCAUUGUCUGUCAUAUAGGUGAAGCUUCUCUUGUACGUACAUUGGACUUUUUGCAUGCCAGUUAAACUAGUUCCUCUACCAGAAUGAAUAGUUUCUAAAAUCUCCUUAUUCCUCUAGCUAGGGGAACAGCAGAUGCUUUCCAGCCAAACAGUAUUCUGUUCCUAUUGGAGAAGGGGAAAAAACUUUAAAAAAAGAAAAAUGUUAAUUGAAAACAAAGAAUUGCACUGGACAGCAUAUGGGAUCAGCUGUAAAGUCAUCGGGGAAAUUUCUUACAUAGCCCAAUUGCAUGUAGGAAGUGCUUAGGCAGCACUGUAUUGGACUGAUCUCUCUUUGGAUGAUCUUGAUUUAGUAUAGAGUGUAGGUGUUUCAAAUAAUGAUUUCAGAUUGAAGCUGGAUGCUUUAGUCUUGUGAUUGUAAAAAAAAGUUUCUUGUGUGUAUUUUGGGUGUUGUAGGUUUUGUUUGUUUUUCCUUGUGAAGUGUUAAAGGGUCCCACAUAUGAUCCAGUUACCAAUGAAUGCUCUGUUAAUCGAAAAUCGCGAGAGGCUGUAUCAAAAGCCUGGCCAGUUGUUCAAGUUGAUGUUAUCUGAAUGGAAUUAGAGAAGUGUAAUGAGUAUGUGAUACAACUUCAGCAUUGUACAAAAUUUGUUCAAGUUCUCCUUGGAAUGGGUAUUAGUAGAACAAACUUGUUUAUGAAACUUUUUCUUAGUUGGUUAUACAGGUUGAUUUGUGAAACUUCUAAAGCUCAUGUGCGUUAAAAGAUGCACAAAACCAAGAGCCAAUAGUUUUGAUGGUCUUUUUGGCAUAAAGUUUUGUACUAAGUUGCAGUGAAUUCCAAGUAACACUUUUAAAGCAGAAGCUGCUUUAACCGGGGAACUUUCAACUAAAGAAAACCUUUGUUUGCAUGAAGUCUGUGCGGUUUUGCUGAUAAUUCAGAUGUUCAGAGAGCACAGCUAGUUCCAGGUAUCUGUCCUCUGUGAAACAUCUUCAUGCAUCAUCUUUUAACCAUUUUCCUUAGUGAGGCCGGAAGGUGAAUUGCUAAUGUGUAUUGCAUUUGCACUUAAAUACCUGAUUUCAGAGUGUGUUAAACCUUGAUCUAUUUUUGAUAAAAAAGAAAUGUAGCAUUUUUAUCUAAUUUCCAUUUAAUGAUGAGUAUAUUCAUGCAGAGAAAAACAUAUAAUCGUGGCUUGAUGCAGUGAUUUUUAGCCAAGAAAACAGCAGGAUGGCACUAGUAAAUCUGAAAUGAAGAUGCAUGUCUCUUCACAAAGUCUGGCUUCUGGUUUCUUCCUUCCCUCUUUAUACCAAAUCGGUGUCUCCAUUAUUCCAGAGUCAUACCGGUGAAGCAAGGACCAGAACUAUACCCUUUGUUUUUAAAAAGUGAAUGUUGGCUUUUGUCUGGAGUGUCUUUGUCCUGUCACGUCAUUUUCUGAAGGGGAUCAGUUAAAUGAGAAAUAUAGAAGACGUAUUUUUAACUAAAAUCAGAUUUAAGCUAUUAAUUAUUUUGAAAUUCUCUAUAUUCAUAGAGAUCUAAUGAAUGGAAAUUAAAAGCCUAUAUUGCAAUUAUUCCACAGUGCUUAUAUAUUUUUAACAAAACCAGUAUAUAUAUAUAUAUGAGUAUUUGAAACAUGCAUAAAAGUGAAAAUUUGCAGAUUGUUCUUGUGUUGAAAGGUUUAUAAAUUGAAAUUCAUAAUAUCCAAUACCAAAACCCUAGAAAAGGGCUAAUGAAAAGAAAAUGUAAUGUAUUCUAAUGAACAGCCUGUGUAAUACAAUCAAUGGGUGUGAUGUUUUUGUUCUGUAUUAUAUUUAUUAUAUGUAAGUAAACAAUAAAGGUUAUAAAUCUUA